AUGUCUUUACAGCUUUUUCAUACUGAUCAACCACCAACUGAAGCACCACCACCACCAGCAGCAGCAGCGCAAGAACCAACAACAGAAGCAGCGGUGGCCGCCGCAGUCCCAACCCAAAACAACAAAAACCGAAUACCAGAUCGCCACCCAACACGACGGGCUGCAGCCAACCACAAAGUCUGUCCAACAACCCCAGCACCACCGUCCCCAUCCACAGCAGCCACGGAGCAGUUGACGGGACCUGACUAUGAUUGGACAAAGCACCUACCAAGCAACCAAUCUGACGACUCUUCGUCGAGUGUAGGAGGGUUUCCUAUUCGCAGUGACAGUGACAACGAUUCGACGAAUUCAGAGGGAAACAACUCAAGUGAAUCGACCCCCCCCCAGCAGCUGUUGCAACAGCCAGCGAGCCAGCACUCGAAGCAGAGAAACAGGUCGAAGAAGAUUUGA
Molecule: messenger RNA, 450 nt
Organism: Seminavis robusta
Lineage: Eukaryota; Bacillariophyta; Bacillariophyceae; Naviculales; Naviculaceae
Source: the annotation of a GenBank genome assembly